AUGUACCGGAGUGCGACGGCAAACGUACGUGAGAGGUUCAGAUCGCAGGAUAAGAUGGAUGAGAUUUCUGAUGAGAUUGAGGAAAUGACCGAGAAGGUCAAGAAGGAACUCGAAAACCUACAAUAUAGUCUUGUAGACUACCAGAAGAGGAUGCGAGAUUUGAAGCCUUGA
Molecule: messenger RNA, 171 nt
Organism: Perkinsus marinus ATCC 50983
Lineage: Eukaryota; Perkinsozoa; Perkinsida; Perkinsidae
Exons: 2
Coding region: 1-171 (56 amino acids)
Source: RefSeq, a predicted model, not a curated record